GAAAAAGCACAAAUAAAUAUCAAAAUAUUUUACUUAUAUUUUUUAAAGAGAGAAACAUUUCUCUUUAAAUUCUCCUCUGUUUUCUCUCAUUCCUUGUCAUCUUCCUCAAUUUUCUCUCAAUUUAAUGUCCGAUUAUCGGAAAAUUAGGGUUAGGGUUACAGAUUCGUACACCAUACUAUCCUUCUAUCUAUCAAUUUAAUUCCAACAACUUUCGAUAAUUUCAAUAAAUGUCCUUAUAUCUAGAAUUUAAUUGAAAUUUUAAUUAUAUAUAAAAAAAAGAAUAAUCAUGAUAGGAGCAGCGACGUCGAAAACAUCUAUUUCUCCAUUUAUUCUUCGAAGAUUUGCUUCCACACUUUCUCCCUCUUCAUCGACAGCUUCUUCUCCUUCUUCUAGAAUAUUUUCUGCUUAUAGAUAUCAACCUGGUUUAGGUCACCUUUCAUUGGGUUUUUCAUCGGGUCUUCGAUCGAUCUGCUGUUCGAAUUCUAGGUGGAGUUACGGUUCGGAUUGGCGAUCUAGGGUUUCUGUUCGAUCGCAGAUUGCUACUUCUUCUACUCCUCUUGUCGAACGAUUUCAUCGCCAGAUUGCUACUAUGGCAUCUGAACAUCCUUACAAGGGAAUUUUCACAAGCUUACCUAAGCCUGGUGGUGGCGAAUUCGGAAAGUUUUACAGCUUACCAGCUCUCAAUGAUCCAAGAAUUGACAAGCUGCCUUACUCGAUUCGGAUUCUUUUGGAGUCCGCCAUUAGGAACUGUGAUGGAUUCCAAGUGACUAAAGAUGACGUUGAGAAGAUUAUGGACUGGGAAAACUCAGCACCUAAACUUGUUGAGAUUCCAUUUAAGCCUGCUCGAGUCCUCUUACAGGAUUUUACCGGUGUGCCCGCUGUGGUUGAUUUGGCUGCUAUGAGGGAUGCCAUGAAGAACCUUAACAAUGACCCUAACAAGAUUAAUCCUUUGGUUCCUGUGGACCUUGUCAUUGAUCAUUCUGUUCAAGUGGAUGUAGCAAGGUCUGAGAAUGCAGUUCAAGCAAACAUGGAGCUUGAGUUUAAAAGGAAUGGGGAGAGAUUUGGUUUCCUUAAAUGGGGAUCAACUGCUUUCCGUAACAUGCUUGUUGUUCCACCUGGCUCUGGUAUUGUACACCAGGUCAAUCUGGAGUACCUUGGCCGGGUUGUUUUUAACACUUCUGGAGUACUUUAUCCAGAUAGUGUAGUGGGUACUGACUCACACACAACAAUGAUUGAUGGUCUUGGGGUUGCUGGUUGGGGAGUUGGAGGAAUAGAAGCUGAGGCAGCUAUGCUUGGUCAGCCCAUGAGCAUGGUUUUGCCUGGUGUUGUUGGAUUCAAGAUGACCGGAAAAUUGCGUGAUGGUGUCACAGCUACAGACUUAGUGUUGACAGCCACUCAAAUGCUGAGGAAGCAUGGUGUCGUUGGCAAGUUCGUUGAGUUUCAUGGUGAGGGAGUGGGUCAGUUAUCACUUGCUGACAGAGCUACUAUUGCAAAUAUGUCUCCUGAAUAUGGAGCAACCAUGGGUUUCUUCCCUGUGGACCAUGUUACCUUGGAUUACUUAAAAUUGACUGGAAGAAGCGAUGAAACAGUUUCUAUGAUUGAGCAAUAUUUACGUGCAAACAAAAUGUUUGUUGACUACAAUGAGCCUCAACAAGAACGAGUGUACACAUCAUACUUAGAGCUAGAUUUGGCAGAUGUCGAGCCAUGCAUAUCAGGGCCGAAAAGGCCACAUGACCGUGUUCCCUUGAAGGAUAUGAAGGUGGAUUGGCAUGCAUGCCUUGAUAACAAAGUUGGUUUUAAGGGUUUUGCUAUUCCAAAAGAAGAGCAGGGUAAAGUUGCAAAGUUUUCAUUCCAUGGUCAGCCUGCUGAAUUGAAGCAUGGUAGUGUUGUCAUAGCAGCUAUAACAAGUUGCACGAACACAUCAAACCCUAGUGUUAUGCUGGGUGCUGCUUUGGUUGCAAAGAAAGCAUGUGAAUUGGGUUUGGAGGUCAAGCCUUGGGUUAAAACCAGUCUGGCUCCUGGUUCUGGUGUAGUUACAAAAUACCUGCAAAAGAGUGGUCUGCAGAAGUAUUUUGAUCAACAAGGUUUCCACAUUGUUGGUUAUGGUUGCACAACUUGUAUUGGAAACUCUGGUGAUUUAGAUGAAUCUGUUUCAGCAGCUAUUUCUGAGAAUGAUAUUGUUGCGGCAGCUGUGCUUUCUGGUAACCGUAAUUUUGAAGGGCGUGUUCACCCUCUGACAAGAGCCAACUAUCUUGCCUCCCCUCCACUAGUUGUUGCAUAUGCAUUGGCUGGCACAGUUGACAUUGACUUUGAGAAAGAGCCUAUUGGUAUCGGAAAGGAUGGCAAAAGUGUGUAUUUCAGAGAUAUCUGGCCUAGCAAUGAAGAGAUAGCUGAGGUUGUCCAAUCAAGUGUGUUGCCCGACAUGUUCAAGAGUACUUAUGAGGCAAUUACCAAGGGAAAUCCCAUGUGGAAUUCUCUUGAAGUUCCUGCUGGUACCCUUUACCAAUGGGAUCCUAAGUCAACCUAUAUUCACGAACCCCCAUAUUUCAAAAAUAUGGGUUUGAACCCACCUGGUCCUUUUGGAGUCAAGGAUGCAUACUGUCUUCUCAACUUUGGUGACAGUAUCACCACUGACCACAUUUCUCCAGCUGGAAGCAUCCACAAAGAUAGUCCUGCAGCCAAGUUUCUCAUGGAACGUGGGGUCGACCGCAAGGACUUCAACUCAUACGGUAGCCGAAGGGGUAACGAUGAAGUAAUGGCUAGGGGUACCUUUGCAAAUAUCCGCAUUGUCAACAAGCUUUUGAAUGGAGAAGUUGGCCCAAAGACUGUUCACAUCCCAACCGGGGAGAAGUUGUAUGUUUUCGAUGCUGCAAUGAAAUACAAAGAGGCUGGUCACCAGACAAUUGUUCUGGCUGGUGCUGAAUAUGGUAGUGGUAGUUCCAGGGAUUGGGCUGCGAAAGGACCAAUGUUACAGGGUGUGAAAGCUGUGAUUGCCAAGAGUUUUGAGAGGAUUCAUCGUAGCAACCUUGUGGGUAUGGGAGUCAUUCCUCUUUGCUUCAAGGCUGGUGAAGAUGCAGACACUUUGGGAUUGACUGGUCACGAGCGAUACACCAUUGACCUUCCCUCUUCAGUUAGUGAGAUCAGACCGGGACAAGAUGUCACAGUAACCACCGACAACGGAAAGUCCUUUACCUGCACCCUGCGCUUCGACACUGAGGUGGAGCUUGCUUACUUCGACCAUGGUGGUAUCCUUCCAUACGUCAUUCGCCAAUUGAUGAAGCAAUAAUUGGCUUAGUUUCGUAAAUCAUCCUUUUUGUUCGUUUAUUUCAUUGAAAUUAUAGUUGACAUUGGUUAUAUAAGUUAUGAAUUUUUCAGUGUGAUGAAUUUUUACAAUGGGCUACAAGUUUUCUUCAAAUGUAGUCUGAGCUAGAGAAUUCUAAUAACGAGAUCGGAUAUACAAAACUUGAUCUAUAUCCCUUGAGGCCUUGAAAGGUUGAAGGGUUUGGUUAAUAAAUAUUUAUUAUUUUCCGGAAUG
Messenger RNA from Amaranthus tricolor (Joseph's coat), 3535 nucleotides. RefSeq names its product putative aconitate hydratase, cytoplasmic. Gene Ontology annotation, biological process: tricarboxylic acid cycle; citrate metabolic process. Lineage: Eukaryota; Viridiplantae; Streptophyta; Magnoliopsida; Caryophyllales; Amaranthaceae. Gene Ontology annotation, cellular component: cytosol; mitochondrion. Gene Ontology annotation, molecular function: 4 iron, 4 sulfur cluster binding; aconitate hydratase activity. The record is from RefSeq and is a predicted model, not a curated record. Bases 287 to 3286 code for a protein of 999 amino acids. The transcript is spliced from 20 exons.